Messenger RNA from Zingiber officinale, 933 nucleotides. Its product is annotated as malignant T-cell-amplified sequence 1-like. Gene Ontology annotation, biological process: formation of translation preinitiation complex. Gene Ontology annotation, molecular function: RNA binding. The transcript is spliced from 8 exons. The record is from RefSeq and is a predicted model, not a curated record. NCBI's taxonomy places the organism in Eukaryota, Viridiplantae, Streptophyta, Magnoliopsida, Zingiberales, Zingiberaceae. Bases 2 to 664 code for a protein of 220 amino acids.
CAUGGUGGCUCGACCCACUUCUUCUCGACGCCAUCCGCAUCUCGUUCCAGCUUCUGUCUGUCUCCGCUUCUACCUUUUCUAUUGCCGGAUCGCGCUUGCCCUCGCUCUCUCCUCCAACAUGUUCAAGAAAUUCUCUUUUGAAGAUGUAUCUGCACAAAACCAAGUAAAGGCAUCUGUACAACGGAAGAUUCGCCAAAGCAUAGCUGAUGAGUAUCCUGGUCUGGAACCUUUGUUGGACGACAUGCUUCCUAAAAAGGUGCCUCUCAUUGUUGCAAAAUGUCAAAAUCAUUUGAAUCUUGUGGUGGUGAACAAUGUGCCACUAUUUUUCAACAUUCGUGAUGGACCUUACAUGCCAACAUUGAGGCUUCUUCAUCAAUAUCCAGAUAUAAUGAAGAAAUUUCAGGUAGACAGAGGUGCUAUUAAAUUUGUCCUAUCAGGUGCAAACAUAAUGUGUCCUGGACUCACGUCCCCUGGCGGAGCUCUGGAUGAAGAAGUAUUGGAGGAAACUCCUGUGGCCAUAAUGGCAGAGGGAAAACAACACGCUUUGGCUAUUGGAUUUACAAAAAUUUCAGCAAAAGAUAUAAAAUCUAUCAACAAAGGAAUUGCAGUUGACAACAUGCACUAUCUGAAUGAUGGCCUUUGGAAGAUGGAACGGUUCGAAUGAACUCGCCUGUUCUCCUAGAAGCAGCUGCAGCUGCUGCUGCUGCUGCUGCUGCUGAAGAGGCCGUUGGAACGUUUAUCCACCUUCGAUUUGGGAGGGAAUGCCCAAAGCAUUCCAAACCAGUUAUGCAAAUGCAACAUUUGUUAAUUCUGUCAUUGUUUACUUCAACUGACCUGUUAUUACACCUUACUUUUGUACUGUUCUUAGUUGAAUGUUCCAUAUGACAGACUCUAAAAACUGGCCCGUAGGUUAAAAAAAAGGGCCUUCUAUCA